Messenger RNA from Bacidia gigantensis, 1257 nucleotides. RefSeq lists its product as uncharacterized. NCBI's taxonomy places the organism in Eukaryota, Fungi, Ascomycota, Lecanoromycetes, Lecanorales, Ramalinaceae. The coding region runs from base 1 to 1257 and encodes 418 amino acids. The transcript has 3 exons. The record is from RefSeq and is a predicted model, not a curated record.
AUGGCCCCACAGUGGGCUUCAGGAGGGGGCAAACCGCACUUCCCACCAGGGCAUUUCCAAAUGAGCGACUAUUCGAACUUGCAAGUUGACCUCUUGGUCGUCUUGAACAUCUGUCUUGCACUGCAGCUGCUGUUCAUGGGCCUCCGCAUCUGGUCUCGACAAAUCAAAGGCGUUCGUCUGGUGCUCAAUGACUACUUUGUCCUCGCUGCAUGUUUCUUCAACAUUGCAUUCUACACCGUCGACCUCCUAGGCAUCUUCGCCGGGGCCGCUCGUCAAACCGAGACCCUGCGCAACCCCCCCGAGCAGAUUCAGUGGUCCGUAAAGUACAUCUACCCCACGCAAGCAGUCCUAUGGGCCACCGUCAACACCCUCGUCAAAUUCAGCAUGGCCGACCUGUACACCCGCGUCUUCCCCACCCGAACAAUGCGCAUUUCCGCUCUCAUCUUCUCCGCCAUCUGCCUCAUAAACUUCAUCGUCCAGCUCGUCGUCUCCAUCGUUCCCGGCGAGGCAUCCCACAGCAACACCCCAAAAGCAAACUCCUACAUCGCCACCGCAGUAAUAAACCUCGUCCUCGACGUCAUCGUCAUCGUAAUGCCCAUGCCCGCGCUCUCCACCCUGCAACUCCGCCCCCACAAGAAAUGGUCCCUCAUCUUCGUCUUCGCGCUCGGCUUCGUCAUCACCGCCAUCUCGAUCGCGCGCGUCGUCUCCUUCAACGCCGGGCUGAAGAGCCAACCAAAGGGAGGCCCGAAAUCCGCACACAAAACGUUCUCCCUACCUUUGACGAGCUAUCUCGAGACUAGCCUGAGCGUCAUGAACGCUUGCCUACCCGUCAUAUUCCCCGCGAUCAUCAGCAUUGGCCGUAGAUUCUCAAGCCGCUUUUCGCACUUGGUCACCGCUUAUCACAAGAAGGAAGGGUAUGGGCACAUGGAUGAAUCGUAUGUUGGCACGAGGCAGACUUCUUCUCCGCGGGCAGCGCAGCCGGAUCCUGGUGCGGCGGGUCCGAGAGCCGCGUUUGCGAGGUGGAAAAAGAGGGGGUUGGAUAAGACGCUGCCGUCGCUACCGACACUUGCUACGCAGGGCAAGGGCACUCGGGCUGAUAGUAGUGAUGAGACUAUCGAUCUGAAAGGGAUGUCGACGAAGGCGUCGAGGGGGUUGAUGAUGUUCCGAGGCAGAGGGCUGAUGGGAAGGGUAUUGUGGUUGAUAGGGAGUGGGCGGUGGAGUAUGGGAAGCCUAUUAUCUGAUAUUGUGUGUGGAUAG